AUGCUGGUCGGUCUUGUGAUGCUGCGUCCAUGGCGCUGGUUUGCCUGCUUUGGAUUAUUUCUUUCUGAAUGCUUUUUAACUUCGUUGGCUCUUCAAGCUGUAUAUGUUAAGACUACAGAUGGCACACUUAGGGGCUUUGCAUCGACAGUUCUAGAGAAGCCUAUUAUUACAUUUUUAGGAGUACCUUUUGCAACUCCUCCAGUAGCUGACUUGAGAUUUAGACCGCCAUUACCCUCGAAACCCUGGAAGGGGGUAAGGGAUGCAAUAAAACCGGCUCCUACUUGCAUCCAACCACCUCCAGAAAAAUGUAAGGUUUUUAAUUUUUGUCCUUUUUUGGGGCAGCAAAACGAUCCAAUGACGCGAGUCUGGUUAAAUACGACAGAAAUGAGUGAAGAUUGCCUCUACCUCAACAUCUGGACAAAUGCGAUCGAUGGAACCAGAAAUCAGGUGGAUGAGGAUAUAUGGACAAGUCGAAAACGUAGAAGCAAAAAUGCCAUGCCCAAUUUCCAGAAACUUAAUGGCUGCCCGGUCAUGGUCUGGAUACACGGAGGCAACUUCGUGUCAGGUUCUGCUAGUCUGGAGAUAUACAAUGGAGAAACUUUAGCCAGCGAGCAUGGUGUCAUUGUGGUGAGUAUCCAAUAUCGAUUGGGACCGCUUGGGUUUCUCUCACUAGGAACGCCUGGGGCACCUGGAAACCAAGGUCUCCUUGACCAAGUUGAAGCACUUCAAUGGAUCCGUCGAAACAUCGUUUACUUUGGAGGCAAUCCAAAACAAAUAACACUCUUCGGUCACGGGGCUGGCGCAAUCAGUGCUUCUUUGCAUCUUUUCUCGCCCAUUUCGAGCAAUCUCUUCCAACAAGCCAUUCUGCAAAGUGGAUCUCCAUUGGUUUGGUGGGCUGUUGAUGGUGCCCAAUCAGCUAUCAAUAAGGUUAGUGCUUCUGCAUUCUGCGGUAAAACCAGCAACUCUGGGCUUUGA
Messenger RNA from Rodentolepis nana, 975 nucleotides. NCBI's taxonomy places the organism in Eukaryota, Metazoa, Platyhelminthes, Cestoda, Cyclophyllidea, Hymenolepididae. The record is from the annotation of a GenBank genome assembly.